Pieris rapae (cabbage white) is the source of this 821-nucleotide messenger RNA. RefSeq names its product probable small nuclear ribonucleoprotein Sm D2 (gene SmD2). Gene Ontology annotation, cellular component: U4/U6 x U5 tri-snRNP complex; U2 snRNP; precatalytic spliceosome. Lineage: Eukaryota; Metazoa; Arthropoda; Insecta; Lepidoptera; Pieridae. The record is from RefSeq and is a predicted model, not a curated record. Bases 153 to 512 code for a protein of 119 amino acids. The transcript is spliced from 3 exons. Gene Ontology annotation, molecular function: RNA binding. Gene Ontology annotation, biological process: RNA splicing; spliceosomal snRNP assembly.
GUCUUUUGUUUAUCUGUGGUCUGUAAUAGACUGUGAACGCAAGCGGCAAGCGUGCCUAUCGUUAUUCAUUAACCAAAUUUUAUUAUAUUUACCACAAGAAACACAUCAAAACAUAGAUUUGACUAAUUAUUUCGAUUAAAUAAAUUUAAACCAUGGCAACAACGACAAAACCCCGUUCUGAAAUGACUCUGGAAGAAUUAUCAAAAAUAGAAGAAGAAGAAUUCAGUACAGGGCCUUUGUCUGUUCUUACACAAUCCGUUAAAAAUAAUACUCAAGUGCUUAUUAAUUGUCGUAAUAAUAAGAAAUUGUUAGGGCGCGUCAAAGCGUUUGACCGGCAUUGCAAUAUGGUCCUUGAAAACGUUAAGGAAAUGUGGACCGAAGUCCCCAGGACUGGCAAAGGCAAGAAGGGUAAAGCAGUAAAUAAGGAUAGAUUCAUCUCUAAAAUGUUUCUACGUGGGGAUUCUGUAAUUCUAGUUUUGAGAAAUCCACUGGCUACAGCAGCGGGAAAGUAAUUUCUGAUCAAAUGGUUACUUAUAUAAAAUUGGGUAAUUGGAUAUGAGCAGUUUAUAUAGAGGAUAAAUAAAGUUAAACAUUUCCUUUAAAUAACUCGCACAUGUUCCAUAGAUUACUGUUUGUACACAGAAGAAAGAUACAUGUCAUACUGAUCAUGUGGCAGUGUAAUUUAUGCUUAGUUAAGUGUAUGAAUAGUUGUUUUUCUGCAUGUAAGACUUUCUUCUGUGUAUAACUUUCAUCAGUAGGUUAAUGUAUGUAAUAAGUUAUAUUUUGUUCCAAUUUGAUACCAAUAAAAAAAAGAUUGCACA